Messenger RNA from Solea senegalensis (Senegalese sole), 5205 nucleotides. It is a transcript of the gene flii, whose product is annotated as FLII actin remodeling protein. Gene Ontology annotation, cellular component: actin cytoskeleton; cytoplasm; nucleus. Gene Ontology annotation, molecular function: actin filament binding; phosphatidylinositol-4,5-bisphosphate binding. The record is from RefSeq and is a predicted model, not a curated record. The transcript is spliced from 31 exons. Lineage: Eukaryota; Metazoa; Chordata; Actinopteri; Pleuronectiformes; Soleidae. Gene Ontology annotation, biological process: myofibril assembly; actin filament severing; actin polymerization or depolymerization. Bases 95 to 3895 code for a protein of 1266 amino acids.
CCGCCUCCCUCCGUCCCUCUGAAUCGUACGCAGCCCUCCUGCUUCGACCAAAAUAGACAGUUUCGGGCUGAGUAGCAGCUGAUAUCAACCAGAAAUGGCUGCCACUGGAGUUCUUCCCUUCAUCAGGGGGGUGGACCUGAGUGGAAACGACUUCAAAGGUGGGUACUUCCCAGAGCAUGUCAAGUGUAUGAGCAGUCUGCGAUGGCUGAAACUGAACAGGACAGGACUUUGUUACCUGCCAGAGGAGCUGGCCUCUCUGCAGAAGCUGGAGCAUCUUUCAGUGAGUCACAACAGCCUGACCACCUUACAUGGAGAACUGUCCAAUUUGCCCAACCUACGGGCGGUGGUAGCCAGAGCCAACAACCUGAAAAACUCAGGAGUCCCAGAUGACAUCUUUCAACUCGAUGAUCUUUCUGUGCUGGACCUGAGUUACAAUCAGCUGACAGAGAUUCCCAGGGACCUGGAGAACAGCAGAAACAUGCUAGUGCUGAAUCUGAGCCACAACAGUAUUGACUCCAUUCCCAACCAGCUGUUCAUCAACUUAACAGACCUGCUGUACCUGGACCUGAGCGACAACAAGCUGGACAGUCUCCCACCUCAGAUGAGACGCCUAGUGCAUCUUCAGACUCUCACACUGAACAACAACCCACUGAUGCAUGCUCAGUUGCGACAGUUACCAGCCAUGGUGGCAUUACAGACUCUCCACUUGAGGAACACUCAGAGGACGCAGAGCAACAUGCCCACCAGCCUGGAGGGACUGACACAGUUAGCAGAUGUUGACCUUUCAUGUAACGACCUGUCUCGAGUGCCAGAGUGCCUCUAUUCACUGGGCAGUCUGAAGAGACUUAACCUGAGCAGCAAUCAGAUCUCUGAGCUCUCCCUCUGCAUUGACCAGUGGACUCAGCUGGAGACACUUAAUCUGAGCCGUAAUCAGCUCACCUCAUUGCCUUCUGCUAUUUGUAAGCUCUCCAAGCUGAAGAAGCUGUAUGUGAACUCCAACAAACUGGACUUUGAUGGCGUUCCACCUGGCGUGGGUAAACUCUCAAGCCUCACUGAGUUUAUGGCUGCAAACAACAACCUGGAGCUUAUCCCUGAGGGUCUCUGCAGGUGUGGCAAGUUGAAGAAGCUGGUGCUGAAUAAAAAUCGCCUCGUGACUCUGCCUGAAGCUAUCCACUUCUUGACUGAUUUAGAGAUUCUGGACGUGCGUGAGAACCCCAACCUGGUGAUGCCUCCUAAACCUGUGGACAGAGGAUCAGAGUGGUACAACAUUGACUUCUCCCUACAGAACCAGCUCCGACUGGCCGGAGCCUCGCCUGCUACAGUGGCUGCUGCUGGUGGAGGGGCCAGCCCCCGAGAUCACCUGGCAAGGAAGAUGAGGCUGAGGAGGAGAAAGGACUGCUCUCAGGACGAUCAGGCAAAGCAGGUGUUGAAGGGCAUGAGUGACGUCGCACAGGAGAAGAAGAACAUGGAGCAGGAUAACGGAGACUUGAAAUAUGGCGAUUUAAAGAUUCGACGUUGGGACAAGAGUCUAGAGAAGCCUCAUCUGGACUAUUCUGAGUUCUUUAUGGAGGACGUGGGACAGGUUCCAGGUGUAACAGUGUGGCAGAUAGAGAACUUCAUUCCUCUUCAAAUGGAUGAAACCUUCCAUGGAAAAUUCUAUGAGGCAGACUGUUAUAUUAUCCUCAAGACUUUCUUGGAUGAUAACGGAGCACUGAACUGGGAGAUCUACUACUGGAUUGGUCAGGAAUCUACUCUGGACAAGAAAGCCAGUUCUGCAAUCCAUGCCGUCAACCUCCGAAAUUUCCUUGGAGCAGAGUGCAGGUCGAUAAGGGAAGAGAUGGGAGAUGAGAGUGAUGAGUUCAGCGCGGUGUUUAACAAUGAGAUCUCCUACAUUGAGGGAGGAACAGCCAGUGGAUUCUACACUGUGGAGGACACAAACUAUUCUCUCAGGUUGUACAGAGUUUAUGGCAAGAAAAACAUCAGACUUGAAUCUGUGCCUGUGAAGAACUCCUCCCUCGACCCACGCUACGUCUUCCUGUUGGACACCGGACUAGAAAUCUCUAUCUGGAGAGGAGCCAAUGCUACUCUCAGCAGUACCACAAAGGCAAGGUUAUUUGCAGAAAAGAUAAAUAAGAAUGAGCGCAAGGGUAAGGCAGAGAUUGUAACACUCAGGCAGAACCAGGAACCUCCAACGUUCUGGGAGACGCUGGGAGGACAACCAGAGGAGAUCAAGAAACACGUACCAGAUGACUUCUCUCCCGUCAGACCUAAACUAUAUAAGGUGGGCUUGGGUCUGGGCUAUCUGGAGUUGCCACAGGUUAACUACAAGCUGUCAGUGGAGCACAAAGACCACAAGAUCAAACUGGACACUCUGCCAGAACUAAGACUGGUGCAGUCUCUUCUGGACACAAAGUGCGUGUACAUCCUGGACUGCUGGUCUGAUGUGUUUAUCUGGAUCGGGAGGAAGUCACCCCGUCUCGUCCGAGCAGCUGCUUUGAAACUGGGCCAGGAGAUUUGCUCCAUGCUGCAUCGGCCCAAACAUGCCUGUGUCACCCGCAACCUGGAGGGAACUGAGUGUCAGGUGUUUAAAUCCAAGUUCAAGAACUGGGAUGAUGUGUUGAAGGUGGAUUACACCAGAGCAGCAGAAACUGUACAGCAGAAAGACAACCUGCAGGGCAAGGUGAAGAAAGAUGCAGAGAAGAAAGACCAGAUGAAAGCUGACCUCACAGCUCUCUUCCUCCCCAGGCAGCCAGCCAUGCCUCUCACUGAGGCUGAGCAGCUGACAGAGGAGUGGAACGAGGACCUGGACGGCAUGGAAGGAUUUGUGUUGGAGGGAAAGAAGUUUGCUCGUCUGCCAGAAGAAGAGUUUGGGCAUUUCUUCACACAGGACUGUUACGUCUUCCUCUGCAGAUACUGGGUGCCUGUGGAGUACGAGGAUGAUGAGAAAGAGAAAAAGGCAGGUGAAGGUGGUGGAGGUGAAGGAGGACGAGAGGAGGAGGAGGACAAACAGCCAGAGGAGGACUUCCAGUGUGUGGUGUACUUCUGGCAGGGCAGACAGGCGUCCAACAUGGGCUGGCUCACCUUCACCUUCUCCCUACAGAAGAAGUUUGAGAGUCUUUUCCCUGGAAAAUUGAAGGUGGUGAGAAUGACACAGCAGCAGGAGAACCUCAAGUUCCUGUCCCAUUUUAAGAGGAAGUUCAUCAUCCACAAAGGGAAGAGGAAACAGAAGACGGACUCUGCUCAGCCCUCACUCUACCACAUACGCACCAAUGGCAGCGCACUUUGCACCAGGACCAUCCAGAUUGGAACAGAUUCAAGCAAUCUCAACUCGGAGUUCUGCUUCAUACUCAAGGUACCAUUUGAGAGCACAGACAAUCAGGGCAUAGUUUACACCUGGGUGGGCAGAGCUGCUGAUCCAGACGAAGCAAAACUGGCCGAGGACAUCAUGAACAGCAUGUUUGACGACACAUACAGCAAACAGGUAAUUAACGAGGGAGAGGAGCCGGAGAACUUCUUUUGGGUCGGUAUUGGUUCUCAGAAAGAGUAUGAUGAAGAUGCAGUUUACAUGAAAUAUGCUCGUCUCUUCAGGUGUUCAAAUGAGAAGGGCUACUUCUCCGUGUCAGAGAAAUGCUCGGACUUCUGUCAGGACGACUUGGCUGACGAUGACAUCAUGUUGCUGGACAAUGGCAACGAGGUCUACAUGUGGGUUGGCACUCAGACCAGCCAGGUGGAGAUCAAACUCAGUCUCAAAGCGUGUCAGGUUUACAUCCAGCACAUGCGCUCCAAAGACGCCGAACACCCGAGGAAGCUGCGAUUGGUGCGGAAGGGAAACGAGCCUCACUGCUUCACACGCUGCUUUCACGCCUGGGGAGCUUUCAAAACUCCACCCGCAUAGACAAGCACAUGCACACAUGCUAUAAAACAGCUCACACCUUCAAACUCAUUCAUUGCCAUGAACUUUUCUACCAGGUAGAUGCUAUGAUAAUAAUGAUGUCUCUAUGCUUAUAUACGUCCAGUUAUACCUGCUGCUGUUCUUCAGAUGUUUGAGCUCCACAUCCCAAACACACAAAGUUCUUCUGAUUGAGACGCUCUUUUCUCAGCUUCUUGUCCUUGAGGAAAAUAUAUUUUCUUUUUUUUUGUACAAGCUUUUUAGCAGGGAGUCUGAUGUUGAAAAAUAAUUAAGAGAAUUAUGUUUUUAGAUGAAAUAUCGAAGAUGUUUAAAGACUUUAAUAAAAUAAAAAAAACCAAAGGGAGGUGAAUCCAUGAACAUAUUGCACUCUUUUGCUGCUUUCACACAGCUUGUGCUGCAUGGUUGAGUGUUUUCAGUUCCCUCUGAGCUCAGUGCCAUUUUGUGCAUCUUAGUUUUAAGCAGUGUCGAGGGAUUGAAUGGAAAACUAUAUUUGUUUUCAUGGGAAUGUUGGUUUAUAUACAUAUAUUUUUUGUUUCCUAUUGUGUGGACUAUACAUGGAAUGUGUGUGUUUACCCCAUGCGCCUUUGACUGAAAAGGGAUUCGUCCCUUUACCAUAGUCUGAUUGAACUGGUCUCUUAUCUUCUGUAACCUGCACACUGAUCUGAAACAGGUGUUCUUAUGUAAAAUGUUUCAGAUUAAAGUUAAAACUAAAAGAAAAAUUGGAUUGUGACACAGAGCCUUGUUUCAAAAAUGUGCAAUCAGUGAAGCCUGGGAGAUGUUAAAACGAACUAAUACUGUGGACUGCAAUUAUCUCGUCACAAAUGUGUAGGUUCUUGCUUUUCUUGGGUGGAGAUAAUAAAAACUGCCAAAAUGUUCAGUGGAAAAUGUAAAUGCGUGAUUCUACAGGUAAAAUAUUUAACAUGUCACUCAGAUAUCGAUCAAAUGCUCUUGCUUUGUCUUUCAAAUGUUUCUUUUUUGGAUUUGAUGUCGCAUCAUAUCAGACUUAUCUUGACAAAUAGAGACUUUCAGCUCGGCUGCUCACGGUUAGUGGCCUCGAGCAUUAAAUUAGGGAGUACAAAACUGCUGCAGUGCAUCAUGUGUAAGUGUGAUAUGUAUUUAUCUUUGGCUGCAUCUUUGAUCACUUUUUGUUUGUUCUAUAUUUUUGGGGGGGUGAAUUGUUUGCCUGUUAGUACACCGAGUACUACACAAGUUUAUAUGUGGGAGUACAUGCUCCUGAUGCCACCUGCAGAUGCUUUAUUUAUGUAUUUUAUAUAAAAAUAAAUUCUCACAUCACA